AUGGCAUUUCUGAAGAGAAAAAGACACAGUGAAGAUGUAGGAAGCUGCACACCAGAACAUACCAAGAAGCAAACCCGCAAUACCAACCACAACGAGAGAUCGGAGUUCUUCUCCCAACCUUGGGAGUACCAGAUCGGAGAAAGAAGCCCAGGUCCAAGACACCGUCCGCAUGCGAUAACCAUAUCCACAUCGCCCAGAGGUCGUUUCUCCGACAAAUAUAUCAGAGAAGCCGGCGGGCAUCGCUGGAAGCCCGACAGUAGGCUCUCAACUCUUGAACACUUCCGUCCACUGUCAUAUGCAAAUACUGCCACAACGAACAAGACGUCGAAUGAGACUUACCUCUCGUGGAGCUUUCCUCCGCGCUCGGCAGCUCCAUUCGGGGUGCAACAUCCAAAGUUCAUGGGCUUGCCAGAUACCCUAAGAACGGUCACUCCUGCAAGGAACCACAUACAGCAGCAGCAGGAUCGUCCCAUGGUCCAUAGGUCGAGCUCGGUGAGCAAUGGAUUCCUGCAGCGCUGGACUACUGAUGCGCUGCUUGGAGGUAUCGAGGCCUUUGCACACAGAGGGAAUACCCGUUACUCGUUGGACGACCUCAAAGAAAUGGCCAAGAGGCAACGGUCCAGCCAAUCUCCUGAGACCGGCGACCCUCAUAUUACUGCUCUAUAUGGUCGACAGACCCAAGGACCGGCUGGUUUGGGCAAGCAUCAAACCACCGUGCCUGCUGGUCAAGUGAGCUCCCUCCGGGAAAGACCGCAUCCGUCUUUGACAUCAACGCACAAGGGGAUUGGAACGCAGGAAAGGGGUGAUGCACAGAGUAGAGCUGGGCUUCAGUCUCCAAUCAACAUUGGCGGUCCAUCCAUUGAGCUAAAGUUGCAACGUGACGAUGCAGAAAAGGAAGAUGCAACAAGGCCCGCGGGUAAUCAUCAUAAUAGCUUCCUUAUACACACCUUGGCCGACUUCCGUCCGGACACCGAGUUGGCCGGCGAACCGCCUCCACUUCAAACAGGGCAUGCUUCCAAAAGUGCAGAAUGUACUACUCUGCGUCUGCAUGUUUUUGGUAGCAGGCGAGAUGAAGCAGGAGACCAUAUAACGCCAGUUGGAGACGCUGGUGGUCAAGUACCAACUCCUGUUCCUGACUUCAGCAAAUCCCGUUCCCCAUGGAGAAAGGGGGUUGAGCCGGCAUUUCACUCGAGACAAGAGGCGGUAGAUGCCGGUCAAGCUUCGCGUGACGAGCUGGAUGAGCUGGUGGAUGAGCUGGAUGAACUGGAUGAAUUCGACGCCCGGUUGUUGCAGAUGACUGAACCUCUCCCCGAUCCUUCGGAGGAGUGGAAAAUGGCUGGCGGAGGUCUCACAAACGAGACUUUUGGGCUGGGACUCGAAAGCGGGCAGUCCGAACUAUGGACCACAGGAACAACAAUCAUUGAACCAGCUCAUGCUUUCCAGUAUGGGCUUCACAAGCAACAGAGAGGACAGGAAAGACCGUACGAGGCUGAGUGGGAGGUUACAGCAGAGAGCAGAGAAGUCGAUCAUGAUGGACGCGGAGUCUACCACGGCACUCGUUCUUUUGUGGAGGAGAUGACCCCUGGCCCCUUUACAGGGUUCUCUCGGCCUUAUCUUCUGUAUUGA
Capronia coronata CBS 617.96 is the source of this 1626-nucleotide messenger RNA. RefSeq lists its product as uncharacterized. The record is from RefSeq and is a predicted model, not a curated record. Bases 1 to 1626 code for a protein of 541 amino acids. The transcript has a single exon. NCBI's taxonomy places the organism in Eukaryota, Fungi, Ascomycota, Eurotiomycetes, Chaetothyriales, Herpotrichiellaceae.